CAUUAAGGGUCGAAACUUUGGUUCAUCCUCUUCUCCCCCACUCUGUUUCUCUCACUCAGCCACAGUAAACACAAAAGUCGUGGCUGUGUACUCACUUUUGUUUAUACCUUCUUUAUAAAUAGCGAUGCAGAGCUUAGCAUUUAGAUUCCCCCCACCACUCACCCCCAACCACUCCCCAUCUCUUCGCUCUUUUUCUUCUUAGAAAGAGAGUGUUUGAAUUGUAAUUAUAUACUAUAUUGCUCUAUAUAUACUAAAACGUACUAACAAUUGAUAAAGCAGAGAUUCUGCUUCAAGUGUAAUCAUCCCCAUCCUUUAUCACCUUUUACCAUCAACACAUUAAUAUACUGCUAAUCUCUAUCUUCCUUCUCUAUUCAAUAUUCAAUAACCCACAAACUAACAAAUAAUGGCUCUGUUUUCACAUCACCGACACUCUUAUGAAACGCUCUUGGGCUUUCUACUCUUCCUCGUAUUCAGAGAGGUUUCAGGGGCAACAUUUACCUUCGUGAAUAAGUGCGAUCACACAGUAUGGCCAGGGAUUUUAGGAGCACCACAGCUAGGAAGCACAGGUUUUGAACUUGUGAAGGGAGGUUCUAAAAGCUUCCAGGCUCCGACCGGUUGGUCCGGUAGAUUCUGGGGCAGAACCGGUUGCCAAUUCGACGGUUCGGGAAAAGGAACGUGCGCCACCGCCGACUGCGGCUCCGGCGAGGUCAACUGCAACGGUGCCGGAGCCUCUCCGCCGGCCACGCUCGCCGAGUUCACGCUUGGCAACGGCUCCAUGGACUACUACGACGUCAGCCUCGUCGACGGCUACAAUCUGCCCAUGAUGGUGGUGGCCAGAGGCGGCUCGGGCUCCUGCGCCGCCACUGGCUGCGGCGAGGAUCUCAACCAACGGUGCCCGUCGGAGCUGAGGGUGGAGGGCGGCGACGCGUGCCAGAGCGCGUGCGGCGCGUUCGGGAAACCGGAGUAUUGCUGCAACGGUGCGUUUAGUAACCCCUCCACGUGCAAGCCUUCCAUGUACUCGCAAAUGUUCAAGUCCGUAUGCCCCAAAGCCUAUAGCUACGCCUACGAUGAUGCCACUAGCACCUUCACGUGUUCUGGCGCUGAUUACACAAUCACAUUUUGUCCUUCUUCUCCAAGUUUAAAAUCUUCAACGGAUUCAAGUCCAAAGGGAAUGGAUGCAGGGUCUGGGUCUGGGGGAGGUUCAUCAGUUGAGCAAUCUGAAUUAGCUUCUACUUCGUGGUUAGCCGACAUGGCAACAGCAACAGGGGCCUCAACACGGACACGGCCUUUUGUUGCUUCGAAGGUCUCUUUUUCGGUGGUGGUUGUUUUCAUUCUCUCUCUUUUGGUCGCUUAGCUUUCUGGGUUCCUCUCUCCCAAUGACGUCUCAACAACAUCCUUAUCUUCCUUCCCUUUCACACAGACACAAAAAGAUCAAUAGCAUUGUUAUCUAGUGACAAAAAAGAGUACCAUUGUGAUUGUUAAAUUAUACUAUAGUACAUGUAAAUUGUAAAGUGGUAGUAGUACAAGCGUUUCAAUCAUUUUGUUGAGGGUUAUUCUGUUGGUUACGGGUGAGUUCUUUAAUUGGGGACCUUUGGAAUUGGAUGAUAUUUUUUAUUAGAAUGUGAACAAAUAACAACCAAGUUGUCGCUUAA
This is a messenger RNA of Glycine soja, 1652 nucleotides long. RefSeq names its product thaumatin-like protein 1. The coding region runs from base 404 to 1354 and encodes 316 amino acids. Lineage: Eukaryota; Viridiplantae; Streptophyta; Magnoliopsida; Fabales; Fabaceae. The transcript is spliced from 3 exons. Gene Ontology annotation, biological process: defense response. Gene Ontology annotation, cellular component: extracellular region. The record is from RefSeq and is a predicted model, not a curated record.